Molecule: messenger RNA, 777 nt
Organism: Gymnodraco acuticeps
Lineage: Eukaryota; Metazoa; Chordata; Actinopteri; Perciformes; Bathydraconidae
Gene: mrpl51
Product: mitochondrial ribosomal protein L51
Exons: 4
Coding region: 187-561 (124 amino acids)
Biological process (GO): translation
Cellular component (GO): mitochondrial large ribosomal subunit
Molecular function (GO): structural constituent of ribosome
Source: RefSeq, a predicted model, not a curated record
GUACCGGCGCGGUGCAUUGUGGGACACAGAGUAAGAUGGAAGCGUCCACUAAGAGCAUGUUGACGUUUCAAUAACAAAUGUUUUAAGUGUAAUAUCCCCACAUACGGCUGUCAUUUAUGCUUUUCUGGAACAAUAACGACAUAUUUAAGAGGCAGGAGAUUGCCACAGGACAUUGGAACUGAAAACAUGUCUGUUCUGGCAGGGUUACUGAAGGCUGGAGCGUCCUUCUGUCAGACUGCCAGGGCCUUCUCUACAGGCGCAUGCUGUCAGAUCAGGAUGCAUGCCAUCCCCGCGCUGAAGAAGGUGGACCGGUGGACGGAGAAGAGGAGCAUGUACGGAGUCUACGAUAAUAUAGGCAUCUUAGGAGACUUCAAAGCUCAUCCCAAAGAUCUGAUCAUCGCUCCGUGCUGGGUGAAGGCCUUCAGAGGCAACGAGCUGCAGCGGCUCACCAGGAAGAAGAGGAUGGUGGGAGACCGAAUGAUGACUGAGGACAAACUGCAACUGGAGAAGAGGGUCCGCUUACUCUACAGACGCUACAACCGCACCGGCAAAUACCGUUAACCUGAACCAACAUUACUGGCCAAAACAUCUGAGCAGCCAAUAGGAACUGACGGAGAACAGCUGUGGGAUGCCAUGCUGUAAACGUGUUGUGUAUUGCCAUUUUUUUGUAUGUUUUCUUCAUGUAAAGAGAAGAUUUGUGUAUUUCAGUUAAUCUAUAUUUUUUCCUGACUGUCACAAACAAAUGAUAUAAAAGUCUAAUAAUGGACUGGAAAAGAA